UAAUAUAUCUGAAAUAUGGCUUUAAAGAAAGAUCAACCAAACUCAGAGGCAGAAGAAAAUGGGAUUCUUUUUGAUGCACGAAAUUUUUAUUAUAUCGGUAAUUUUAUGAACUGUAUUAACACAAUCCUUCCGGAACAAACAACUGGAACGCCCGAACUCUUAGCAUAUUCAUAUCUGUCAUAUUUAGCCAUACAAUCUGGUCGAUUAAUUAAUUCGGAAAUCGAUUCUGAUAAUAAAACUGCUUUAGUUGCAUUCCGAUAUUUAUACGAUUACUUUGAAAAUCCAGAAAAACGGGAAGAAAUCGUAUCGUUUUUCCAAGAAAAGUUGCAGCAGGAUGUUGGUGAAACAAAUAUAUGGCAAAUAGCUGCAGCUAUCAUAUUUGAUCAUGAAGAGAUGCAUGAAGAAACAUUAAGAGCACUACAAGGAUCUAACGACUUAGAAUGUAUGGCAAUGACCAUACAAGCAUUGUUGAAAAUGAACCGGGUUGACUUAGCAAAACCAAUUUUAGCAAAGAUGCAAGAAAAAAGUGAUGAUGCAACUCUUACACAAAUGGCUCAAGCAUGGGUUGGAAUAUGUAGUGGAGGUGAUGGUUUACAGGAGGCAUUCCAUAUAUAUCAAGAAUUCUGUGAAAAAUAUCCACCGACACCCUUACUUUUAAACGGACAAGCUGUAUGUCACAUUACACAAGAAAGAUAUGAAGAAGCUGAUGCUAUAUUGAAGGAAGCUUUAGCUAAAAAGCAUAAUGACUUAGAUACUUUGAUUAAUUUGAUAGUUCUUUCACAUCUCACUGGUAAAAGCUCAGAAAUUCUUACAAGAUACAUAGAGCAAAUAAGACAAUUCUAUCCCGAGUGUGAUUUCAUUAAAGAUUUAGAUAAAAAAUCUGAAGAGUUUGAUCGUCUUUGUACUUUUUACAAACCAGAAAUCAAUGUUUAGUUCUCCUUUCUAAUAUUAUGUAGAUACUUUUCGAUAUAUAUAAUCAUAUGUUAACAAAAAUGCAAAAAUAUUUUAGUUGUUCCGAAUCAUAAAAUUAUUUUUAAAACUUUUGCAAAAAUAAAACAUUAAAGAUGACAAAUCUA
Messenger RNA from Condylostylus longicornis, 1076 nucleotides. It is a transcript of the gene epsilonCOP, whose product is annotated as coatomer subunit epsilon. Gene Ontology annotation, biological process: intra-Golgi vesicle-mediated transport; endoplasmic reticulum to Golgi vesicle-mediated transport; retrograde vesicle-mediated transport, Golgi to endoplasmic reticulum. Gene Ontology annotation, molecular function: protein binding; structural molecule activity. The record is from RefSeq and is a predicted model, not a curated record. Gene Ontology annotation, cellular component: COPI vesicle coat. NCBI's taxonomy places the organism in Eukaryota, Metazoa, Arthropoda, Insecta, Diptera, Dolichopodidae. Bases 16 to 933 code for a protein of 305 amino acids. The transcript is spliced from 2 exons.